This is a messenger RNA of Stegostoma tigrinum, 2968 nucleotides long. RefSeq lists its product as uncharacterized. The coding region runs from base 29 to 2227 and encodes 732 amino acids. The transcript is spliced from 11 exons. The record is from RefSeq and is a predicted model, not a curated record. NCBI's taxonomy places the organism in Eukaryota, Metazoa, Chordata, Chondrichthyes, Orectolobiformes, Stegostomatidae.
CGAGCGGCGGUUGGAGUUGGCUUUCGCCAUGGCGGAGAAUAAGCUCUUGGUUAUUGAGGGGCUUCAGCGCAACGGUUACAAGUUCUGGAGGACAAUGGAGCGAAUAUUCCUGAAGUACAGCCAUCCAUUUGAAGAUGACCUAAUUAUUAAUCUUGAGGAUAUGACUGUUGAAACUCCAUCAGGUCCAGUAGGCUGGUGUCCCGUUGACUCUCCACUUUGUUUCCCAAGAAAACAAGCCAGAGUUAACCGUAAGAAAAAGCCUGAAAAACAUGCACCUGAUAAAAACCUGGAGGACCUGAAGAGCACAAAGUUAUCAGGUCAAACAGAUCAGAGUUCUAAAUUUGAAGAUUUUAAAGAUGAACAGUGCAUGCCAAGUAAAUCCAAGCUACAAACCAGCAUCUCCAUUGGGAAUAUGAACGUGGGAGACAAAUAUAAAAUAGAUUUGGACGUGCUGGCUACUGGCCAUGAUAAACUUGUUAAACAAGUCUUGGUGGAAUGUGUCGGGAGGACCAAAGACAAGCCAUUGAUCAUGUUUACUCCCACUUCGAGCGUAGAAGUUGGAUUGCCGCAUGUUUAUCAUGAUUGCAGUGAUGACUUUCAGGCAUCAAUCUCUGGAGAUUUCAAUAAUUCAUCAAGAUCCAAGCAUGAUGAUAAAGCUAAUUCAAAUUUCACUUCUGUUUCUAAUAACUAUUUGCUGCCAAGGCCACUUAGUGAACAAGGUAGCAAAGAACUUCCUGAUCAGCUCAGACAUAAGAAAAACAGAAGCAAUGUCUUAGAUUUGGAAGAAACUGUAUCCACUUGUGUCAACCAAGAUUCCAAGGAAAGCCAUGAUGAUUCAUCUGGUUUAAGUGAUACAACUCUUAUUGAUAUCUACCCAAGUAUGCUAGCUUCGAUGAGUGACUUGCUCGACCGUAGCUACAAGGCACAGACUGCCUCAAGAUUAAUAAAGCACUAUCGACGUCUCCAGUUAAAUGGGUGUAAAUCAAAAUCAAAUACAACUCAAGAUGGAAUAAGAACGAAGAGCAACAUAGAUGUCCAAAAAUUAAAGAUGGAGAGUUAUCCCAUUAUUGAAUUGGAAGCAUGUGAUGGAACCAACCAAGUGACUAAAAGUGUUUGUUCUCUGAAGAAAUUCAAAACCACAGAAUGUAAUUUUGAUGCAAGUGUGUCCAUGACUGAUGUUGAAGUUUUUGGGACUAUGCAACAAAUAAAUUCCAAAUCAUCUGACAUUGAAGAUUCCAACUUUAAAAGUACUUAUAAUGAUGCAAUUAACUCUCAAUUGCUACCAACAAGUCCUUGCAACCCAGAAAGUCCAGUACAAGUUACAAAUUGCUGCAAAAUCAGCAAAACAUUGAGUCUAAAUGAAACUUUUAAUGGAUCUUAUUUAUCUCAACUGGAUACCAUGAUUAAUUCCAGUUUCAAAUGUUUGAGCCCAAAACCUAAUCUGUCAAAGGCACAGGCACAAUACUCGAGAAACACUUUUAAUUAUCCACCUGAGGCAAAACUAUCUCCAUCAAAUAAAAAAAAUUAUGUUGCAAUUUCCAGCAGAUCACCAUUUAGAAUGCUUUUGUGUUCAAGUAAUAUUUCUUGUACUGGUCAAAAAAGUAAACGGAGACAUUCAUUUUCCUCUGAAUGUUCUGUUUCAGCCAUGUUCCAUUCAAUACAGAGCCCAGUUAAAACUCAAGCAAGAGAGAUGGAUGCAUUUGAAUCGGUGUUUCAAAGCUUGGCUCAUAAUUCGCUUUCCUUUUCAACUGCUGUGAAACUUCCCAAUAUAUUGAAUGCCCGUUCUGUUCCUGUUAGAACCGUUACAUCAGUAACAUCUGUUAUCAAUUCACCUUCCCAACAAUCAAGAAAACGUGCUGCCUGUACUGUCCCAACAAGGGACCCUUCUCGAUUACCAUUAAAGAGAUUCCGCUCUUUCCCAGAGUCCUCUAGUUCAAGACAGAAUAGCCCAGAAAUGUUAAUGCUGAAUACCAUAUUGCAAGAACAGAAAUACCACUGUACAGCAAUAAGUGGCUUUUAUUCACCAGGAAGCCAGCAGCACAGAGGGAACUUGACUGUGAGCCCAUCUAUUAAAUGGGAAGAUGUCUGUAGAAAAUACUCCAGUCAUGGUACUGCUUUGCCUGUCAUAAAUAGUUCGGGAAACACUGUGAGUUUAUGUUUAUCACCUAGACUUCGAAACAGAGUGUCUAGAAAACUGGUCUAUAAUAAACUGAACAUGCCAGUCUGACAGAAACUGUGAAGUGUGCCCCAAACCAGUUUUUGGUUGUUUCUGAGAGCUAAUCCUUUUUAUCAUGCCUAUAUAACAAAAUUUGAAUGAAAAGUUAAUUAUGUACUAAAUGUAUUUUGUUACAAUUUUAGUUCUUAUUUCAUAAUUUUGGCAAAUAUUACAGCUAAUCAAAUUUUCUACUUGUGUGCUUUUGAACUUUUUUGCUAACUUUUAUAUAUUGAGUUCAAUUUUAUGGAAUUGUUAUUUGUAUAUAGUAGAUUAUCAACAUUACUAAGACCCAUAUGAAUUAUUUGAUAUGAAAACAACUCUAUUCAUGCCAUCAGUUGAAGACUCACUGCGUGGUGUUUUAAACUUCAUGUGAUAACCCUGGCCAAACUGAUUCUGAAGCAAAUCCAGCAAAAUGUUCCUCCAGCAAGUCUUCGUCCUCUUUGCCCCAUAAUUGAGAAGCAUUCACACCACGUGCAGAGUCAAAGAAACUUCCUUCUCUAUGGAUUGCUGUUUGUGUGAAAUUUUCGUUGGUUUCUAUGACCUUGCCUGUAAAAUGGCUUGUAAUUUCUUGUUCAUGUUUCUUUGUAAAUUUGAACUGUUUCACUGAAUUGUACCUGCAUCAAGAGAAAAUUCUGAAGGUACAUUCAUUUAUGGUCUUGGCAUUAGUCAUGAUCAAUAAGCAGCCAGCAUAUACUUUGUUUCAAUUUUUGUGCUUAAUUUAUCUCCUAAGUAGUAAAUUUGGAAUAAAUGAGA